This is a messenger RNA of Eriocheir sinensis (Chinese mitten crab), 1092 nucleotides long. RefSeq lists its product as uncharacterized. The record is from RefSeq and is a predicted model, not a curated record. The transcript has a single exon. Bases 344 to 1087 code for a protein of 247 amino acids. NCBI's taxonomy places the organism in Eukaryota, Metazoa, Arthropoda, Malacostraca, Decapoda, Varunidae.
UCUAUUGAUUGAGGUAGCGGGGUGGUGUGGCUCAGCGCCCGCCUCAGUAUGGUCCCGGCAUGAGCCAGUGAGGCCGCCAGGCUCCCCACAGCCCGGCACCGCACUCACCACCGCCGCCGCCGCCGCCGUGUGCCGCCCGUCACCCACCCACUCACAACCUCUCACCCAUCCCACCGCACACGCCACAGCCCCGCGCCGCGCCAUCCCGGGCACACCCACGCUGCCCAUGACUCGUUGCUGUGGUGGGCGGACUCCGGCCCCCCGCCGCCCCCGCCCCCGCCCGCGAGGCCCCCUUGAGUGUCGUCGGUAACUAUGCGCUGUGGGUCAGGGACGGGCCGGGGUUAUGGUGUGUCGGCACUGUCCGCGGCCCCCCUGGCGUCCUGCCCCCAUCGCCCUCCUCCUGCCGCCGCUCCUACUCUCCCUUGUCCUUGCCACCACUCACAGGCCGCACACUAACACUCCCCCUCCCAUACUCCUGCACGCCACCCCGCCAUCCACCACCAAAGCCACCGACCACCACGCCCACCAACACACCCACAGCCACCACAAUCAUCACCCCGUCCUGGCCGCGGUCAGGGCGGACACCCAAUGUGCGGCGGUGGCACCUCUUGACGCGCGUAGUCAGGAGGCACUCCCUCAGGAGAAACUCCAAGCGAAGUGCCAGACGUGUGAGGAGGACGAGAAGUGCUCGAACGAGGAAGUCCCGUGCCCGCGGCUCGAGACAACACUGUGCGAGGAGGAGAUAAAGGAAAACAGGGAACAGAAAAUUCGUAAUAUCACGUUACGGUACUGCCCCCACCUGGUCCUCCACUCCGUCAUGUGCAGGGACCAGGAGCGGCGGGUGACGGAUACCACCGAAACCCACUGUUCCAAGGAGGCCAGGCACCUGCAGGACAUCGACGACAUGGUGGGCCGGAUCCUGCUGCAGCACACCGAGCUCAUGGCCAAAUACAACUGUGAGGAGGAGUACUCCAUCACGCAGAACUGCACCGGGUGUAAGGUAGGUGAGCAGACACCCCGGACCCCCCUCCCCUCCCCUCCCCUUCCCUUCCUUCCCUCAACCCCCCCCCCCACACCACAUCACUAGGUCAU